UUCCUAAGAGAGAGAAAGAGUGAGUGAUCAUUAUAAGCAAGGUUCUAUUUGGAAAAGGAGAAAGGUGAUGUGAUUAAGGGGGGCUUCACUAUCAGCAGAAGGUUUAUUUAACUGUUUUCUGAUCCCAUUCAUUUCCUUAUUCCACAUUUUCCACCAGAGUUGUUUCAUAUCAAAACUUAUUUAUCAUAAACAUGUGGGUUGGUGUAAAUACCUAUGUAGACACCAUAUAGUUGUGAGCCAAAACUAUUAUGUGUUCUAAGAGAGAAGACCAAGAACAAGUAGUAGAAGAUCAAGAACAAGAACCACAAGUUGCUGAUCACUAUCAAGAUUUUCAAAACACACCAACAUUUGAUCAACAACAACACCCAUCAAUUGCCCAACAACUUCAACAUCAAAACAUGGGUAUUAAUGAUUAUUCAUACACAUCAUCAUCAGAAGUCUCUCCAAUCUUGCACCCACAGCAACAACCCUGGAUCCUACCUCAAGCAUUCCACCACCACAGCACCGGGUACACCCCGGAUCUUGCCUACCCUGACCAAAACUCAUACCUCUUCCCUCCGCCACCACCGCCACCCUCAUCGCUAUCGCCGUAUGGUGGUUUGUUUAACAGGAGGGUUCCUGGUGGAUUGCAGUUUGCAUAUGAGGGUAGUACAUCUUCAUCAGACCACAACUUGAGGCUCAUAUCCGAGACACUGGGCCAGAUGGUUCAACCAGGGUCUAUGCCCUUUGGGCUCCAAGCUGAAAUGGGUAAGAUGACUGCUCAAGAGAUCAUGGAUGCAAAAGCUUUAGCAGCUUCCAAGAGCCAUAGUGAAGCCGAACGGCGACGUAGAGAGAGAAUCAACAAUCAUCUUGCUAAACUCCGUAGCUUGCUCCCAAGCACCACCAAAACGGACAAGGCUUCAUUGUUAGCUGAAGUGAUACAACAUGUGAAGGAGCUCAAGCGUCAGACAUCCAUAAUAGCAGAACAAAGUCCUGUCCCAACAGAGACUGAUGAGUUAACCAUUGACAACACAUCUGACGAAGACGGCAAUAUAGUCAUCCGAGCAUCAUUAUGUUGUGAGGACCGAUCCGAUCUCUUACCGGACCUCAUCAAAACCCUAAAAGCGCUUAGGCUAAGAACCCUAAAAGCCGAGAUCACAACACUUGGCGGUCGCAUGAAGAACGUCUUGUUCAUCACCGGAGAUCAAGAUUCAAACAACAACGAUAACACAAAUUACUCGAUAAACAUGAUCCAAGAAGCAUUCAAAGCAGUGAUGGAGAAGACAAAUGGGGAUCAUGAGUCUUCUUCUGGAAGUGUUAAGAGACAAAGAACAAACAACAUCAAUGGUGUUGAUCAUCGUAGGACAUGAUCAUAUGUGUCUUUAUAAAGAACUUCAGGAGUUGUGCCUUUAAGGAUGUAUGUUGUUUCUUAUCCCUUGAGAUAUUGGGUUUUAAGUUAUUUGUUUUCACUUUCUGUGUGUUCUUUCCGAGUCUUUUUAUGUUUUAUAUGGAACUUUUGUUGGAUUAAAUGAUAUGACUGAUGUGUUGCUUGAAGUUA
This is a messenger RNA of Helianthus annuus (common sunflower), 1537 nucleotides long. RefSeq names its product transcription factor bHLH30. Lineage: Eukaryota; Viridiplantae; Streptophyta; Magnoliopsida; Asterales; Asteraceae. The coding region runs from base 249 to 1349 and encodes 366 amino acids. Gene Ontology annotation, biological process: regulation of DNA-templated transcription. The record is from RefSeq and is a predicted model, not a curated record. Gene Ontology annotation, molecular function: DNA-binding transcription factor activity; protein dimerization activity. The transcript has 2 exons.